UUGUUACCAAAGCCGGCGUCGGGCUUAGUGAGUGGAACACCUUCUGUUGAUACCGUCGACUCGUACACAUUUGUUUACAAAACAGGGACGACAUUUUUUUUUAUUUUUCCUGCCUCUUUUGGGAUAAAAGCGCUGUUUUUUUUUUUUUUUUGGUUUUUUUUCCCCCCCUCGUCCCACUCAAUCCGGAUGAAAGGAUCCUUACCGCGUUUUGCUUCCACGCCAACUGGAUUAUAACUCAACAUUUUUUUUUUCGGAAAAUAUUUUUUUCCAAAAUAUAUUAAUUAAUUAAAAAAAGAAAAAAAGGAAUGCUGCUUUCCAAGCUGAACUCCCUGGCUCACAUCUCCACCGACAUGCCGGCGAAGCUCCAAGUUCAUCCAGCGAAGGAACCGUUCGAGAAGCUCUACCAGGUUGGGGCGGUGCUGGGCAGCGGCGGCUUCGGCACCGUCUACUCCGGUACGAGGACGUCCGACGGAGCCCCGGUGGCUGUCAAACACGUCGCCAAGGACCGGGUCUCCGAGUGGGGCGAAUUGCCUAAUGGCUGCAGGGUGCCGAUGGAGAUAGUGCUGUUGAAGAAGGUCGCCACCGGCUUCCGCGGCGUCAUCAAGAUGCUGGACUGGUUCGAGCGGGCCGAGAGCUUCAUCAUCGUCAUGGAGAGGCCGGAGAACGUCAAGGACUUGUUCGACUUCAUCACGGAGAAGGGCGCCCUGUCCGAGGAGCUGGCGCGCGGCUUCUUCCGCCAGGUGCUGGAGGCGGUGCGCCACUGCCACAACUGCGGCGUGGUGCACCGGGACAUCAAGGACGAAAACAUCCUCAUCGACCUCCGGAGCGGGGAGAUCAAGCUCAUCGAUUUCGGCUCCGGAGCCCCGCUGAAGGACACCAUCUACACCGACUUUGAUGGCACAAGAGUCUACAGCCCGCCCGAGUGGAUCAAAUACCACCGCUAUCAGGGGCGCUCGGCUACGGUGUGGUCGCUGGGCGUGUUGCUGUACGACAUGGUCUGCGGCGACAUCCCAUUCGAGCACGACGAGGAGAUCGUCAGCGGGCAGGUCCUCUUCCGGAGGCGAAUCUCCGCCGAGUGCCAGCAGCUGAUCAAGUGGUGCCUGUCUCUGCGCUCGGCCGACCGGCCUUCCUUCGAGGACAUCAACAACCACCCGUGGAUGCAGAGCACGUCCGCCUCCACGCUGCUGCUGCCGCCUCCGGCGGCGCCGCAGACGGACAAGUCGAUCACAGAGAUCAAGCUACACAGCAUCAGCCACGAGCCCUCGGCGUUCGCGCCCGCCGCCGUGGCCGUGGCGUGAUGAUGAUGGCGAGCUCGGACUUGAAAAGACGAUAUUUAUCAAGGGGCGGGAGGAAAAAGCCCCAUCCUCAAAACAAACAAAAAAAACACAUCCUCGUGCCUCGUUUUGAUUUCACAUCAUUGUCAGACCACCACUGGACUCUGCUCGGUACAGCAGCAGAACGUGUGCUCGUUGCACGGACAGCCCAGUUAUGUACCUUGUUUGGGCUGCAGAUUCCUUCUUCAAAAGUGCCUUCUGUGAGAUUGUUAGUUAGGGGA
Molecule: messenger RNA, 1555 nt
Organism: Nerophis lumbriciformis (worm pipefish)
Lineage: Eukaryota; Metazoa; Chordata; Actinopteri; Syngnathiformes; Syngnathidae
Gene: pim1
Product: Pim-1 proto-oncogene, serine/threonine kinase
Biological process (GO): negative regulation of apoptotic process; protein autophosphorylation
Cellular component (GO): cytoplasm
Molecular function (GO): protein serine/threonine kinase activity; ATP binding
Source: RefSeq, a predicted model, not a curated record